Molecule: messenger RNA, 2193 nt
Organism: Jaculus jaculus (lesser Egyptian jerboa)
Lineage: Eukaryota; Metazoa; Chordata; Mammalia; Rodentia; Dipodidae
Gene: Dnajc25
Product: DnaJ heat shock protein family (Hsp40) member C25
Exons: 4
Coding region: 1-1086 (361 amino acids)
Biological process (GO): protein folding
Cellular component (GO): endoplasmic reticulum membrane
Source: RefSeq, a predicted model, not a curated record
AUGGCGGCGCCGCCGGCUGGGCGCGGGGGGCCCGCGGCGUGGGGCCGGCGGCGCUGGCUGCUGCUGGUGCUGCUGCUGCUGCUGCUGCUGCUGCUGGCGGCGCGGCCCGCGCGGGCCCUGGUGGACGGGCUGUACUGCGGCACGCGCGACUGCUACGAGGUGCUGGGCGUGAGCCGCUCGGCGGGCAAGGCGGACAUCGCGCGGGCCUACCGCCAGCUGGCCCGCCGCUACCACCCCGACCGCUACCGGCCCGAGCCCGGCGACGGCGGCCCCGGGCGCACGCUGCGCCACGCCGAGGAGGCUUUCCUGCUCGUGGCCACCGCCUACGAGACGCUGAAGGAUGAAGAAACCCGGAAAGAUUAUGACUACAUGCUGGAUCACCCAGAAGAGUACUACAGCCACUACUACCACUACUACAGCAGGCGCUUAGCCCCGAAGGUGGAUGUUAGGGUGGUGAUUUUAGUCACUGUGUGUGCCAUUUCAGUGUUCCAGUAUUUCAGCUGGUGGAAUAGCUACAAUAAAGCAAUCAACUACCUAGCCACAGUGCCCAAGUACCGUAUCCAGGCAACAGAGAUUGCCAAGCAGCAGGGACUGCUCAAAAAAGCCAAAGAAAAAGGAAGAAGCAAAAAGUCCAAAGAAGAAACUCGUGAUGAGGAGGAGAACAUCAUCAAAAAUAUUAUUAAAAGUAAAAUAGAUAUAAAGGGAGGCUAUCAGAAACCCCAGAUACGGGAUCUUCUCUUGUUUCAGAUUAUUUUAGCUCCUUUUCACCUGUGCUCAUACGGAGCCUGGUACUGCCGGUGGAUUUAUAAUUUUAACAUCAAGGGCAAAGAAUAUGGGGAGGAAGAGAGACUAUACAUCAUACGGAAGUCAAUGAAGAUGUCACAGUCUCAGUUUGAUAGUCUAGAAGAUCAUCAGAAAGAGACAUUUCUUAAACGAGAACUCUGGAUAAAGGAGAAUUAUGAGGCCUACAAACAAGAACAAGAGGAAGAAUUAAAGAAGAAGUUGGCAAAUGACCCUAGGUGGAAGAGGUACAGGAGAUGGAUGAAGAAUGAAGGGCCUGGACGGUUAACCUUUGUUGAUGACUGAAGAUUAAUGGAAUGCUACUAUGCCAAACCUUAAUUGUGAUAUUAUUUUCAUAACAGUUCUUUUAGAAGUAUAUCAGCUGCUCUCAGAAGUAACUAAAAUUCCACACAUAUUUGAUUAAACAGAAUGAUGUCGGAAUUUCAACUUUCCCUCAAAACUUUACACAUGAGACAUUUAUGUUUGUUCAGUUUUUAUAAUUUGUGGAUUUUGUUAAAAGAUUUGACAUGUGAAUUUAUUAGUUGUCAUUCAAAAUUUUAUAUGUUUAGUUAAAAAAAAUUUGAGAAAAUUUAUUAGAUACCAUUUAAAAGUUUUUGUGUGUUAAGUGUUUAUUCUUCAAGAAAGCUUCCUUAUUCUUUGUCAUAGUGCUAGGUUUUUCUCCUUUAUAGCCUUUAUUUUCACAAAACACAAAAGACUUAUCAACAGCACUUAAUUCUAUUACUGUGUCUUUCUGGACACAUAUUUCUGCAGCAGAAUCAUCCAGUUAUCAUACUAUCUUCAUUAGAGUCAUCAUAAGAUCGAAAUGUGUUCCAGAUAAUCUCUCUAGGAGAGUCUUAUAGAAUCUCUGUAAUUCCCUCCCAGUCAUUAUCAUGCUUUUAAGAUCAGAAACUCUCCAGGAGAGUGAGUCUACCCUCAUGUCCUUGUAGGAUGUUCUUGAUUACAGUCUCAUUAUAGGACUAAAACUGUAUUCUCAAACAUUUCUGCAGAAGGAGACCUUGUAAAAAGAUUUUUCAUACCACAUUAUUGCUGCUUUUUCUUGUUGUUUGGGAUUAUUUUCUGUUGUUUUUUGUUUGGAAAAAAAAAUCACAGGGCAGGAAUAGUAUACUUGAAGUUAAAAAGUUGUUCAUAGUUUAUGAAGUCCUCAAGUGGUGAAAAAUUCAUUGUACACGAGAGUAUUUACAUGCAUUUUAAACUAGAAAUCAGAUAAGCAUGCUGUGUGCUAGUUUCUCAGCACUAAGGUAUAAAUAUUUAUACAUGUGGAAGUGAAAAUGAAUGAUACAUUUGAAUCAAGCAUGAUAGUGCACCGAAGUAUCCAUUCAUGCUAGUGAAUCAAGACUCCUGGUAAAGACUUACCCCACUGCUUCAUAUUAAUAAAGUACUUGCAAUAUGUCA